This is a messenger RNA of Etheostoma spectabile (orangethroat darter), 652 nucleotides long. RefSeq names its product RNA polymerase II, I and III subunit L (gene polr2l). The coding region runs from base 273 to 476 and encodes 67 amino acids. NCBI's taxonomy places the organism in Eukaryota, Metazoa, Chordata, Actinopteri, Perciformes, Percidae. Gene Ontology annotation, molecular function: zinc ion binding; DNA binding. The record is from RefSeq and is a predicted model, not a curated record. Gene Ontology annotation, cellular component: RNA polymerase II, core complex; RNA polymerase III complex; RNA polymerase I complex. Gene Ontology annotation, biological process: transcription by RNA polymerase I; transcription by RNA polymerase II; tRNA transcription by RNA polymerase III. The transcript is spliced from 3 exons.
UUGUUUAGGGCCAUUCUACACAUUUACAGUGUGGCAGUUGUUGGCAAAUAACUUGAUACGUGUUUGUGCCGAAUCUUAACAUAAUAUGGUCAAAGUCUAUUAUCAGUAAGCCUUUGAGGAAGUUAUGCUUUAAUUUUGAAGGACCCGGGACGGAAGUGUUGCUGCGGCUGGAGAGAACCAGGGAAGCUAACGUUACCAUCGCUUUAUCACACCUAGCUGCUCUCAGAUUACCAUAACAUUAAGAUAAACGAGAUUCGUGACGGUGUCUUACAAUGAUCAUCCCCGUCCGGUGCUUCACGUGUGGGAAGAUUGUGGGUAACAAGUGGGAGGCAUAUCUCGGCCUACUACAAGCCGAGUACACUGAGGGUGAUGCCCUUGAUGCCCUGGGCCUGAAGAGAUACUGUUGUCGGCGGAUGCUCCUUUCUCAUGUGGAUCUUAUUGAGAAAUUGUUGAAUUAUGCUCCACUGGAGAAGUAAUUAGCCACCUUCAAGGACUGCAUGGACCUCGUGGACACAUUUAAUGUCCAUGCCACAGCUCUGUUAAUAUGUUGAUGUGACAAGAAACGCUGACUACGGUGAAGACUUUCAGAACAUUCAUUUGUGAUUUGGUAAUGAGUUUUCUUUUGUUUUUUAAAUAAAGCUGUUAAAUGACA